Molecule: messenger RNA, 2273 nt
Organism: Erythranthe guttata (spotted monkey flower)
Lineage: Eukaryota; Viridiplantae; Streptophyta; Magnoliopsida; Lamiales; Phrymaceae
Product: WEB family protein At5g55860
Biological process (GO): chloroplast avoidance movement; chloroplast accumulation movement
Cellular component (GO): cytosol
Source: RefSeq, a predicted model, not a curated record
GAUAUUACCUUAGGGGUUUUUACCCGUAAUUUACCCUUAACUAAUACAAGGCAUAAUUAAGAGCAUAUAAAAAAGGAAGGACUAAGGAGCAAUUAGGGAAUGGCAACUGAAAUGGAGGCGCAAUGGUCGGAUUUCCACAGGAUAAAAAUGGGGUGUAAUAAAAAAAAGGAAAUGCUCAAAACAUAUCGAAUGGUUGUUUUUCCAACCCAUUGUUCUUACGCCCAAUUUUUUCUUCCUUUGAUUCUCUGCUCUUCUUCUCAUCACAAAUAAUUGCAGAGGAAAAGGGAAGAAAAAAAACAAAAUUAAAUAAAAAAAAUUUGUAGGCUGGCUGCUUUAUUUUUUGUUGCAGGGCAAAAUAAUUUAAAUUCAAAGGGUAUUGUUCGUCGUUCAAUUUUCCUAUGCAUGUGUUCUUCCUCGGAGAGUUUUGAGCAAUUCUCCAGCUCCUAAUAAAAAACGUGGUGCUGCGAAAAUGUUCGAUUUCGCCGUAAAAUCACGACAAAACGGACCAGGCUCUCCGAUGGCGGCGGCAACUACACUUUCUCCGAGAGACGUCGGAGAAAUCGACACAAGGUCGCCUUUCCAGUCGGUCAAAGCCGCCGUCACUUUAUUCGGCGAAGUCGUCUCCCCCAAAUCAACGUCGUUAACAAACCCUCUCUCGACGAAAAAGUCCAAAGCUGAAGAAAGGGUGUUGGAAAAGGAGACGCAACACCACAUAAUGCUCAAAGAACUCGAUUACUACAAAGAUCAGCUAAGGCACGCAGAAACCGCAAAAGCUCAAGCCUUACGCGAGCUUAGCAGGGCAAACCGAACACUUCAAGAACUCACGAACAAGCUCGAACUUUUAAGCGAGUCGAAGCAAAAAUCGAUUCAAACCGCGCAAACAGCCAAAAUCCGAGCUAAAGAACUCGAAGAACAGUAUUCCAUCAGAGCUCAAUUGGGCACAGAUGCAUGGAAAGUCGAUCUCGAAAACGAGCGAGAGCUCUACAAAUCAUCCACCGGAGAACUCAUCGCCACCAAACAAGAGCUCGCGAAUUUAAGACAGGAUUUCGACGCAGCUUUAGUCGACAAAUUGUCCGUUUUUCAGACAGCUGAAGAUGCCCAACACACUGCUCAAAUGAACCAGGAGAGGCAGAGUAAACUGUCCGAAGAAGUGAAAAAAUUGCACGAAAUGCUCGAUCAAGUGAAGCUCGUUUCCGAUCGAGAUCGAGAAGAGCAUGAUAAGGUUAUUGCAGAAAAAGACGAAUUCUUGCGGGCCCGUAAAUCAGCUAAGGAAGAAGUCGACAAGGAAAUCGAGUGUUUGAGAGAAGAGUACGAGCCUGCGGAAACCCUACAGGAGAAGCUUCUAGAAACAACCAAGGCGUUUAGGGUUUUGCAGGAGCAGCUGAACGAUAUUCAGUCCUCUCAUUUGUACUCCAUCAAGAAAAUGGCUUCGGAUCUCGAAGCUGCAAAGAGGGAACUGCAAGAAGCUGUGGCGGAAGAAGAUUCCCUUCGAGAUUCUGUUGACUCGAUCAAGAUCCAAUUGGAGGAAGUGAAGAGGGAUCGGUUGGAAACGGAGAAGAGAGCACUAGCAGCAGAAUCGACUGUCGAGCAAAUGCAGGCCGAUUUAGAGAAGAGGAAGACAGAUCUCGAAGCAGCCAUGUCAGCAUCUGCUUCGGUUAUUAUGCAGUUGUCUCUCAAAAAGAUUUUAGCCGAAGCCGAAAUGGCUAGAAACGAAGCUGAGGAUUGUAAGACGAAAGCCGAGUUAUUAAAGCAAGAAGCUGAGUCAGCGAGAAUUGCGACCGAAGAAGCUGAGGAAAAGCUGAAGCUUGCAUUAUUGGAGGCUGAAGCAGCCAAUGCUGCAGAGAAACUGACAGAGGGUCGAAUCCGCAACCAUCCCGAGUCGAAAGAAACGGGGCCCGUUAAGAUGAUCAGGUUGUCGGUUGAGGAUUUUGAUGCAAUGAAUAAGAAGAUUGAGGAGUUCAAAAAUCAAGCCGAUUCGAAAGUAGCAACUGCCAUGGCUCAAGUGGAGAGUAUAAACGCGAGUGAAAAGGGCAUUUUGGAGAAAUUGGAGGCGGUUAAGAAAGACGAAGAGGCUGUAGAAUCGGAAAUCAAGGAAGCUUUAAAGAGGGCAGAGAUGGCAGAAGCUGCCAAAAGAGCAAUCGAGAGCGAGCUCCAGAAACGGCGGGAAAAUGGACACAAAUGAAGCAAGAUAGUGGUGGGUAUAUGUACUUAUAUUAUUUUGGGAAAACAAAAUAGAUUCUUUAAUGAUUUUGAAGGUAUUUACAAAAAAGAAA